Messenger RNA from Mugil cephalus (flathead mullet), 1787 nucleotides. It is a transcript of the gene tnni1c, whose product is annotated as troponin I, skeletal, slow c. NCBI's taxonomy places the organism in Eukaryota, Metazoa, Chordata, Actinopteri, Mugiliformes, Mugilidae. Gene Ontology annotation, biological process: muscle contraction. The transcript is spliced from 7 exons. The coding region runs from base 270 to 851 and encodes 193 amino acids. The record is from RefSeq and is a predicted model, not a curated record. Gene Ontology annotation, cellular component: troponin complex.
CCACGCAUUGUCAAAGCAGAGAGCUUCCUUCACUUUGUCUCAGCUCUUAGAGGGCAUCAUUCGCUUUCUGAAAGCAGACGGCUCAGCUGAGGGACUCUAAUCAAUAGAUAAUCUCUGGUCUGACAUAUAAAAAGCCGUCUGCACUUAAACGCCACUCUUCUAAAGUGAUUGGUUUUUGAUGCUGCUGCUUUCAUUUUUUAAAUCUUUUAUUUAGUUUCAAAUCUAACAGCAUCCUAUUUUUUCUUGCCUUCUUUUCCAGAGGCACAACAAUGUCUUCUGAGUUUACACCUACUAAGGUAGACGGAAAGCCAAAAUGCAAGAUUUCAGCCUCACGCAAGCUGUCGCUGAAGAUUCUUCUGCUGACUCGAGCAACGGAAGAGCUGGAGGCGGAGAAGGCUGCACGUGAGGAAGAGAAGGUUCGCUACCUGUCAGAGAAACUUCCACCUCUGCAACUCAGUAGUUUGAGCCUGGACCAACUACAGGAACUCUGUAGGGAGAUGCAUACAAAGACUGAUUUGGCGGAUGAGGAGCGGUACGACUGUGAGUCCAAAGUCAUCAAGAACAACAGAGAUAUCAAUGAGCUGAAGCUAAAGGUGCAGGACCUCGGAGGGAAAUUUAAGAAACCAGCUCUGAGGAAGGUGAGAGUGUCGGCAGAUGAGAUGAUGCAGGCUCUGUUUGGCUCCAAGACGAAGGGCUCCAUGGACCUGAGGGCCAACCUCAAGUCUGUAAAGAAAGAAGACAUCAAACAGGAGAAGGAGCUGACAAUGGAGGUGGGCGACUGGCGCAAGAACGUGGAGGCCAUGUCUGGCAUGGAGGGCAGGAAGAAGAUGUUUGCUGGUGGCGCCCAAUAGAUAUUUUCUACGAAGUGUUAAGGAGAUUAAGAAAAGAAAAGAAAAAGCUAAUAUAAUAAAAAUGGUAUAUUAUCAAAUAAUAACAAAUAAAGAAAAAAUUAUAAUAAUGCUAAUGCUUAAUUGCAGAAAUACUUAAAGGAAUUCAGUUACAUUACUUUGGUUCUCAAAGAGCCAAGUGAAUACACAACUGAUGCAUAAAUAAAUCUAUAAAUAUUACCUCAACUUUUGUGAUACUCACUGAUACUGAAAAUAGAUUUGAAGCAAAGGUAAAAUACAGUAACUUUCCGUGCUGGUACACCAGUUCCUUGAGUUUUACUGGUAGGAUGUUAAGAUUUGAUCUGUUUAGGACUGUAAUCUCACCGUACGUUUGACAUUGUCCUUUCACACAAUUCUGAACGUGCCUUGGUUGUUGUUCAUGUGACGUCUCCACUUAGCAAUUGACUUGCAGCCAGGAUAUACUUAGCCUUUCGUCUUGAGUGGAAUGAAUUCUCUGGUAAUGCAGAGUCACAGACACUCGCGCUCGUUCCUAGACUGACACGAGAUGGAGGCUGAAAGAUAAGGGGUGACAGGAUGCAGCCUUCAAAGAAUUUUGAGCGUGCGGGGCCGCAUUUGUGUACAUGCCGUACUGUGCCUGUGUGAAUGCCGGUGUAAUGUCAGACUGCAAUACUUUCAACAUGAAUUUAAUUUAAAAUAGUUUUAACUUCUCAUAUAAGAGCUCUGAAAUUAUGAGCCACCCCCUGGAAGAGUCCAUGUCUUUCAGGACAAGUCUGUGACUAGUCUGUAUGCUUUGCGCAUUAAAACCAUAUUGUCAGUCAGUGUCAGUUGCACACAAACAAGUGGGAGAUCCGUCAGAGACCUUCAUAAAUGUCAUUGUAUGUUGUUGGUGUGACAGGGUUUGCAGUCAAGUGAAUAAAACACACCAUUAAACAAAACCUA